AUGUCUCACGCCCCGCGCAAUCGAAUCUCGAAUGCAAUCGACAGUCUGAUCACCCACCUGGUGCCUAGCAACCCCCACGACGACGAGCAGACAGCUCAAGAGAGGCAUGAUGCUUGCUUUGAGCUUGUCCGGGCCAUUUUUGAGCGGCCUAAUUCUCCCUCGAUAUCGGCCGACGUAAACCAUGCUUCGGACCUCAUCAAGCGGAAGCUCAUACACAGCAACCCUAGCCAGGCCCUACGCUUCUCCAACCUCUAUACCCGACUUUUGUCACUGCCAGUCCUGAACCAAAAAUGGGCCAUUUUAUAUCUCCUAUAUCAGCUCUCUGACUCGCCUGAUCCCAAUGAGCCUCCACCACCACCAAGGCAGCCAGCAGCACCACAUGGGUUGACAUCGCGGGAGCCAAGCUUCCGGGACCGAGAACUUCAAGCGCAGAUCCUUCGGGAGCAGGAAGAGAACCAGGUAGAGGCAGAGAACUACCAAGGGCCAGUACCGGCAGAGCCAAGUUUCCGAGAGCCAGCUUCUCGUGAGCCAAACUUCCGUGAAUCAGUAGCACAGCGGGCGGCGGGACGAGCAACAGGCCGGUCGACGGCAACAGCAGAGUCAAAAACGUCGACACCCGCACCACCACUGGUAUCAGAAGAAGAGGCUGUAAACAAUGUGUUUGCCCCAGGUGGUUUGAAAAAGCUCCCAACCGAAAGGCCACGGCGAAACACCAAUGCCGAAGAAGCUCGCUCGCAGCCUGGUGCGGUAGACGGAUCUACCAAGAAGAGCACAAGGGACGUUUCAAUCAAGUCAAACUUGCUCGCAGACAACUCAUUGGAGUUUGAGCCUUCUGAGAUGGGUCUGUUGAGAGACCUUCCUUUCACUCUUCAGGGAUUAUCAUCAACAACUCUUCCCUUCACCAGGGAUACUGUUUUGAAACUGCCGCCAACUUUGCCGCUACCAAUAGUGUCACUGUUGCACACUUUGGCCGAGCCUUCAUUAUUAUAUCGAGGGCUUGCAAAUUUUGUCAAGUCACCAGCAAAGGGGUUACUCGGCCAGAGCUUGCGGGCAGCCAUCAACAAUGAGCUUCGGUCAUAUCUCACUCUUGUGGCAACGCUGGAGGCGCAGAUUCGACGGGCAUUGUCAUCCCUUGAUGAGGCAGCACCACGAGGCGGCAUCGGGAAAGCCGGUGUCACGUUGAAGAGAUGCGUUGUUUGGACGAGAGAGGCGACCAUGGGCUUGCGGCUGAUGUCUUUGAUAUCAGAGGAGAGUUAUAGUAAACAAGGCGGACAACUGAUCAGUCUGAUUCACGGCUUUUCUACCUCUCAUGGUGACCCCGUGGUGGCUGCUUUUGCUGAACGCUUGCUGGCCGACGUCACCCGGCCGUUUUACGACAUUCUUCGGCGUUGGAUAUACGACGGUGAGCUAUCGGAUCCCCAUCUGGAGUUCUUCGUCCGCGAACAAAACCCCAACAAUGAGAAACAAAACGAGUCCAAGGCCAAAGGCCAAGCUAGUGUGUGGAACUCCAAGUACGAAGUCGUCGACGCCAUGGUACCCAGUAUCAUGACCCCCGACUUUGCCCAAAAGGUCUUUUUGAUUGGAAAGUCCCUCAACUUCAUCCGCCACAGCUGCGGCGACAGCCAGUGGGUCGACGCCUAUAGCAAAACCUCGUCAAAGGAGCUCAAGUACGGCGACACGGCCACGCUCGAGAAGUGGAUCGACGACGCCUACAAGACCACCAUGCAGCGCCUCAUGACGCUCAUGAACACCCGCUUCCGUCUGUUUGACCACCUCCAAGCCCUGAAGAACUAUAUCCUUCUCGGCCAGGGCGACUUUAUCGCCUUGCUGAUGGAAUCCCUCGCCGCGAACCUCGACCGCCCAGCUGGCGCACAAUACCGCCACACCCUCACUGCCCAGCUCGAACACGCCAUCCGCGGCUCCAACGCCCAGUAUGAUUCCGACGAGGUCCUCCGCCGCCUAGACGCCCGUAUGCUUCAACUGAGCCACGGCGAUAUUGGCUGGGAUUGUUUCACGCUCGAAUACAAAAUCGAUGCCCCUGUCGAUGUGGUAGUCACCGAAUGGGGAAACCGUCAGUACCUCAAAGUCUUCAACUUUCUCUGGCGGAUCAAACGCGUCGAGUUUGCUCUGGCAUCCACCUGGAGAAAAUGCAUGACGGGCGCGAGGGGAGUGCUGCAAUCCAACGACGAGACAGUCCUCCAGACGUGGAAAUCCACCAGGGGAACUCUCGCGGAGAUGAUCCAUUUUGUUGGUCAACUGCAAUACUACAUUUUAUUUGAAGUCAUCGAGUCCAGCUGGGGGGAGCUGCAGGAGAACAUCCGAAAAGAAGACUGCACACUGGAUGACUUGAUCACGGCUCACACCAAGUACCUCACCUCCAUCACCCACAAAGGACUUCUCGGUGCCCGCCGGAGACAGCACCACGACGCGCAAAAGGAAGCCGCCUCGUUGGGCCGUGACGCAUCAGAAGUUGAAGACCGCAACUCGUACAUGGUGCAGCUGUCGCUCCUGCUGCGAAACAUGCUCGACUACAGAGACAGCGUGGACGGGUUAUACUCGUGGUCGGUGUCUGACUUUACCCGCAGACAAGAAGUCGACACGGUCUCGCUGCUGCGAAAACACCGGCCCAAUUCGGGAGACAUGGAGAGUUCUGUCGGGCCGGACGAUCCCUUUUUUGGUUCUGCCGGGGGAGUGGGAGGGAACAACAAUAUUAAGAGCGAGUUCCCCGCGCUGCAGGAACGGCUGAAGCAGUUAGGGGUGAGUUUCAGGCAGAGGCUGCAGAUCUUGCUGGGGGAUCUGGCGUAUCAGCCUGAUGUGGACAUGCGCUUCCUGGGGGUGUCGAUGAACUUUAAUGAUGUGUAUCAGCCGGUUAGGAGGAAGAGUGGGAAGGCUGGGGCUGGGGGGAGUGGUGUUUCGGCUGGUGGUGGGGAGAAACAACAACAGCAGCAGCAGCAGCAGGGAGGGAAUGUGGGGAGUGUGAAUGUUUCGUUUUCUGCUUCAAGGGCUUAG
Podospora anserina S mat+ is the source of this 3009-nucleotide messenger RNA. RefSeq lists its product as uncharacterized. Gene Ontology annotation, cellular component: equatorial microtubule organizing center; centrosome; gamma-tubulin small complex. The record is from RefSeq and is a predicted model, not a curated record. Gene Ontology annotation, molecular function: gamma-tubulin binding; microtubule minus-end binding. Gene Ontology annotation, biological process: cytoplasmic microtubule organization; spindle assembly; mitotic cell cycle. The transcript is spliced from 2 exons. Bases 1 to 3009 code for a protein of 1002 amino acids. Lineage: Eukaryota; Fungi; Ascomycota; Sordariomycetes; Sordariales; Podosporaceae.